AGAGGCCGAGCAGAGGCGGAAGUGACGCUCCGGUUGCCGCGGCGAUCGCCGCCCCGGGGACUGCCGGUGCGGGCCGCGCGGUCCGUGGUGCGCGCGCGGCGGCGGCGGCGAUGAUGGCGGGGCGGCCCCCGCCGGGCGCCGCGGGCUGCUGCCGCCGCCUCCUUGCGGCGGCGCUGGCGGCGGGGCUGCGGCCGCUGCUGUGCGGGCUGCAGCCGCGCUGGGCGGCGGCGGCGCGGCGGGCGGCGGCGGGGUGGCCGAGCCCCGGCCCGGCCCCGGGCCUGCGGGUGCCGGAGGCGGCGGAGGCGGCGCGGCUGGUGCAGCAGGUGCAGCGGGAGCAGCGGGCGGGGGUGCCGCUCCGCCGUUUCAUCGCCUGCCCCGAGCUGGCGCGCACCGUGCAGCGCUGCCUGCAGGGCGGCGCGGCCCCCGGGCCCCAGCCCCCGCUGCUCGAGUGCGCGCCCGGUCCUGGAGUCUUGACCCGGACUUUACUCAAUGCAGGUGUUAGAGUUGUUGCUCUAGAAAGUCACUCGGCUUUUCUUCCAAACUUACAGUCCCUAGAAAAUAGCCUGGAUGGACAAUUGAAAGUAAUUUAUGGUGACUUCUUCAGACUGGAUCCUUUGAUCGCUGGGCCAGUGAAACCACCUGCUGUGUGUUCUGAGAAACUUUUUGAAUCUAUGGGUGUAGUGGCAGUUCCUUGGAGAGCAGAUGUACCUGUGAAAAUUUUCGGAAUUUUACCACAAAAAAAGGAAAGAAACACACUAUGGAGGCUACUUUUUGCCCUUUAUGAAUGCAGUUCCAUAUACAGAUAUGGAAGAGUAGAACUCAACAUCUUUAUAAGUGAAAAAGAGUAUAAGGUAUUAACAGCAAAACCUGGAGAAGUGAAGGCCUACCAAGCACUUACUGUGCUUUGGCAAGUAGGAUGUGAAAUUCAGCUUCUGCAUAUGGAACCGUGGUCAUCAUUUUUAACUAAUUUGAAAAAUGGGGGACUGGCAGUACCAAAGAGCACGUGGCUGCCAAAUGACCAUUUAUGUUUGGUACGACUGACUCCCCGACAAAAUCUAUUUACAGGAGGCCUGAAGGCCACAAAUUCAGCUACCUUUAUUUUCAUGGUGAAACAGUGUCUUGCUAAACCCAAGUCUAGACUUAUUGAUAGAUUAAACUCAUGGAGCCUGUACAAUGGCCGCAAAUUAUUGAGAGAGCUAGAAAUUCCAGAAAAUGCCAGAACAGUUAACUUGUACCCGGAAGACUAUAGAUGUCUUUUUGAGGCUUUGCAAAACUGUAGUGUGUUUACUGAAAGCUGGUUCCAUGAUGAAGUCUUGGAAAGUAUAAGAAAUAUAAACUUCUAAAUCUAAAGGUGCUGACAUUUGGAAGAUCUUCUUUGCUUCUGGAAGAUUACUAUGAUAAGAAAUGGUUUUAAAAUACUGGAGAUACUGUUAGCUAGAUGAUUUCCUGCCCAAACAGGAAGAUAAAUGUACCAAGAAACAAGAGCCCUUCUACACAGGAUGCAACUACGGGAUUUACAGUCAUUUGACUACAGUCCUAUCCAGAAUGGACAAAUUUUGCAUCUUCUCCAGGAGCAUAUUAGCAAACGGCUGCUUUUGGAAAUACUACUAAACUGAACUUUUUGUUAUACUGCUGUGGAUUUACAUCAUCUGAAAAAAAACAGACCAAAUACAGUGAUUUGUGCAGUUUGUAUUUUAGUGCUCAAUGAUCUGAGUGCUCUUUCAGAUUUCCCAAAUAUAUAGGUCUUUACAAACAUUGAAUCUGUUUUAUCUUCUCCUGACCUAAAAGCCUUACAGUCUAAAAUUAACAUAAUGUUAAUAAAUCAAGGCAGUGGGUUAAUAGAAGACAAAGUAAUGACAGUACAAUAAAACAUCCAGAGAGUUUUGUUUAACUAGAGAUUUUUGUUGUGUCUCUGGUUGGGGAAAAAUUCAUAGCUAUUUUUUCUUUUGAAAAAUUGAAAUGACAAAAUUAAUUGAACUUUGGCCAGUCUCUUCUAACUUAUCAUAUGCAAACACCUGUAUGUGCAUAGGCUUUAUCUUUAGGUCUGAAAACAGUCACCAGUCAUUCAGUGUUGUAUAAACAGUUUAAAAAAAAAAAAAAAAAAAAGAAAACUUGCAACCUUUGUCAGUUCAUUGUGUAUUACCUGUAUAUAAAACCUUAUUUUAAAACCAUAUGCUAUUAAAAUUCUCUUUUUAGCCAUAGUACUCUAUAAUGCAACCUGUUCCUAGUUCCUUUUGCUUUCUUAUCAUAUAACUUUUCUGUUCUUGUCUGUUGGAUAGUGCUGGCAGGUACUACUGGUUGUUUUCUGUACUACCUCCUAUGGGAAGCAGUGUGGCAGGAAAGACUUUUUUUGAGCAUAUAAGUUAAUAAAAUGUCUUUUUGGUAAAGGCUCAGCCUUUUUUUCAGACUUUGGAAAACAGUAGUGACCAAAACAAUCCAAACAGAGAAUUGUAUUUCUUAAGCAUAGUGUGAGGUAUAUUUGUGACAUGCAUUCAUCUCUGUCUUCCUCCUGCAACUCCUGCUGCAGGAGAAAAAUUCACUUGCAGCAGCUUCAGUUCACUGCCUAAGCUAGGCUACUAGCCCUCACUGCAGUGUUAGAAUCCCAGCUGUCUGCUUAAGCUGCUGAUAAGCUUUUGUAAUGAUAAAACUAUUAGAAAGACUGAGGUUUAUGUCUCAUUAUGUCUCAGAAUGUUAUUUGUGCUUUGGUAUAUGUCUUGCAGAUUUGAGGGUGUUUUUUGUGUUCAGAGCUCUCUCUGCUUUAGAUAAGCUGCAUUAUAAAAUGACCAUGAAUGGCAAACUUGCUAAUGCAGGAGCAAUUCCACCUCUUCUUCAAACUCAAUAGAUGAUAACUUGUGAAAUCGACCAGUCAACAAGAACACAGUGUCUCCUGGCUUAAUUUUUUUUUUCUUGAAUCAAAUACCUUGCUCUUGUUGCAGCAAGAUACCAUAACUCAACAUAUUGGAAGUAUUCAAUGCAUAAGAUAAAAAAGAGCACUAUCUAUAUAAACGUCUUUAACUGUGUUGCUGAUGACAUUUAGAACAUGAGCUGAAGAAAUAAAAUUAUUUGCUGUAA
Messenger RNA from Dromaius novaehollandiae (emu), 3072 nucleotides. RefSeq names its product transcription factor B2, mitochondrial (gene TFB2M). Gene Ontology annotation, biological process: rRNA methylation; transcription initiation at mitochondrial promoter. The record is from RefSeq and is a predicted model, not a curated record. Gene Ontology annotation, molecular function: mitochondrial transcription factor activity; rRNA (adenine-N6,N6-)-dimethyltransferase activity. The transcript has 8 exons. Gene Ontology annotation, cellular component: mitochondrial matrix. Lineage: Eukaryota; Metazoa; Chordata; Aves; Casuariiformes; Dromaiidae. The coding region runs from base 111 to 1343 and encodes 410 amino acids.